Antechinus flavipes (yellow-footed antechinus) is the source of this 8424-nucleotide messenger RNA. RefSeq names its product HemK methyltransferase family member 1 (gene HEMK1). The transcript has 12 exons. NCBI's taxonomy places the organism in Eukaryota, Metazoa, Chordata, Mammalia, Dasyuromorphia, Dasyuridae. The record is from RefSeq and is a predicted model, not a curated record. Gene Ontology annotation, cellular component: mitochondrion. Gene Ontology annotation, biological process: protein methylation. Bases 373 to 1497 code for a protein of 374 amino acids. Gene Ontology annotation, molecular function: N-methyltransferase activity; protein methyltransferase activity; DNA binding.
UGGAGCCACUCGCUGAGGCCGCUGCCCUUCCCGGAAGGAAAAAAGCGACGGGCUUUUGGGUUUGGGGCUGGCCCUGGGAUAGCCCGGUGCUUGCUGUAAUUACCUGGGGACCCCGUGACCUCAGCAGCCAGUGCCCAGAUGGUUCUCUUCAUUAUAAGACUAUUGAAAAUGGCCUGAAUCACCUCAUUGUUGAAAAGAGCCAAGUCCUUCAGAAUUGAUCAUCACACAAUCUUGUUGCUGUGUACAAUGUUCUUCUGAUUCUACUCACUUCACUUAGCAUCAGUUCAUCCCCAAGUCAGUAGAGAAUCACUGGCUCCAAGAAAUCCUUAACAUUGGCCAUCAUUUCAGCUGCUGAUGCUGUUCCUCUAAGACAUGUGGCUUUGGCAAAUGAAGCUGUGGGGCCUUGGACCUGGACGGGUGAGAUGGAAGGGAGGACUCCACUCACCUCUUGUUUUGCUGAGGCUGGUCAGUGGCUGCAGGGCCCCAUUGGUGACAGCGACAGCCUUGGUCAACCAUUGGACACAGCUGUUUGAAAAGAGAGGAGUUCCUGAAGCCCGGGAAUCCAGCGAGUACAUCGUGGCUCAUGUGCUUGGAGCCAAAACAUUUCAGAGCCUGCCAGUCAGCCGGAGAUUCGCCUCCAUCACUGAUCUCCAACGGGAGCAGAUUGCAAAGCUGUGCACUCGGAGGCUUCAGAGGAUGCCCGUGCAGUAUGUCAUUGGUGAAUGGGAUUUCCAGGGUCUCACUCUCAAGAUGGAAUCUCCAGUCUUUAUCCCACGGCCUGAAACUGAGGAACUGGUCAACUUGGUACUUCAUGAGGAAUCCCAGAGAUGCCAAGAAUCCAGAGCGAAGGGCACUAUAAGCCAUCAGCUCCACUCUGGUCCGCUCAUCCUGGACCUCUGUUGUGGCUCUGGGGCUAUUGCUCUCAGCCUCCUGAGCAAACUGACCCAGAGCCGAGUAGUUGCAGUGGACAAAGGGGAAGAGGCCGUGAAGCUCACCAGAGAGAAUGCUCAGAGGCUGCACUUGGAAAAUAGGAUCCAGAUUGUCCGACAUGAUAUCACCUCUGGAGUGAACAGAGAGCAGCUGCUUCCAUGGGGGCCAGUGGACUUAGUGGUUAGCAAUCCCCCCUAUAUCUUCCAUUGUGACAUGGAGCAGCUGGCCCCAGAGAUCCUCAGCUAUGAAGAUACCGACAGUUUGGAUGGAGGAGAGGAUGGCAUGAGGGUGAUAAAAGAGAUCCUGUCCCAGGCACCCAAGCUACUGAAAGACUCUGGAAGCAUCUUCCUAGAGGUUGACCCUCGUCAUCCAGAACUUGUUGGGAAUUGGUUACAGAACCGGCCUGACCUGGAUCUCUCCAUCUCAGCUACACAUGUUGACUUCUGUGGCAAGCCUCGGUUUCUACAUAUUCACAAGUCAAGAGGCACUGGCAGGAAGGGUACCCAGAACUUGCCAAACCUCCAAGUUAUGGGAGCAUCCAGAAAAUCUACCUUUCUGGGACACUGAUAACACAUCAAGAGGCAAGAUGGUUCUCCCAGGAUUGGUUGCCCAGACUCCAGGAACACUCCAUGGUGGAGGAGUGAGGGUGGGGGAGAUGAUUUUUUUUUUCUAUCCAAUAUCUUGCUCUCAAAAUGCUCAGGUAUGGGAUAUACAUUGGAGGUUCUGGAGGGGUAUCUGGAUACGGAUUUUGGGCUCUUUUGUGGAAGCAACCAAAACCCCCGUCCUGAGCCCAUUCACUGGUUGUGGUAGUGAUGUUUAUUCUCCUGUGCAGAAAUAUUCCUUAUAGCCCCAAAGGGGUCUUACCAACUCCUCUCACUCCCCUCAACAAUACCUCAUCAACAACUAUUCUUUUUAUAAUAAUAGCUUUUUAUUUUUCAAAAGACAUACAAAGAUAGUUUUCAACAUUCACUUUUGAAAAAACUUGUGUUCUAUAUUUUUCUCCCUUCUUCCUCAUCUCUAGAUAGCAAGUGAUCCAAUUAGGUUAAACAUGUGCAAUUCUUCUAAAUAUAUUUCCACAUUUGUCAUGCUACACAAGAAAAAUAAGAUCAAAAGAGGAAAAAUAAGAAAGAAGAAAACAAGCUAACCCACAACAACAACCACAAAAGGUGAAAAUACUGUGCUGUGAUCCACAUUAGGUCCCUAUAGCCCUCUCUCUGCAUGCAGAUGACUUUCUCCUUCACAUGUCUCUUGGAAUUGCCCUGAAUCAUCUCAUUGAUCAACAACUAUUCCUUAUCAGUCAAUGUGGAGAAAAACUGUUGAGCUGACUAGAAACAUGGAUGAACAAAAAUAACCUCCAUUGGUUCUUUCUGUCUUAUGGAAAGAGUACUGGAUUUGGAGCUGGGAGUAGGGGGGAGAGCCUAGAUUCAAGUCUGUGAGCAACUUUGUCACUACCAGCUGUGCAGUAAUGAGUCUCAGGUUCCUCUCCUGUUGAAAUGGGAAUAAUGAUAUUUGAUCCCUUUCACAAGGUUAUUAAAUAAGAUAAUAUAUGUAGAUCAAGAGUUUAAGUAAUGUUAAAUAAAUGUGAACUGUUAUUAUUUCUAUGUCUCUUGAAAAGUUGAUAUAUUCCUUGUGAGUAUGUCUGGUGAGGGGAUGGUGUGGGAGGAUUAGUCAGUCAAGCAUUUACUAAGCCCUUACUUUAUGCUAAGUAAGCACUGGUGACUAAUAAGUCAAGCCUCUCCAAAGUUUCUGUUUUUAAUUGAAACUUGUAUUUAUUUAACUAAAAGGGUAGGCUGGGCCAAGUGGCAGACUGCCUUUACCCUCUUGUUCCCCCAAAGCCAGUUUUUGGCUUUUACAAAAGUUUUAGCUUAACUAUACCUUGUUUUUUACCCAUCAUUAAUUUGUUACUACUGGGGAUUUUGGUCAAGUUAGAAACUAGAAGUGAAUCUGAAUUUGAAGGCUGUUAGCCACCGAAACCCUUGGCUACUCAGAUAAUCCUGUAGAUUCUGCCUUCUCCCCCUCUAAAGGGGCAGACAUUUCAUGUUUGGGGCAAAACUCAUAUAAAGCCUGGGUUGGCAGGUUACCUCCAUUCCAGAAGCUAGGUGAUGCAGCGGUUAGAGCACUAGAUUUAGAAAGAUCUGAAUUUAAAUCCAGUCUCAAACACUUACUAACUGUAUUUUGGGAGUGUGUAGCAGUAAUUUUGGUUCUGAUGUCUGUGUUCAGUGGGAAUACCAAUGGAUAGAGUGCUAGGCCUGGAGUCAGGAAAACCUGAAUUCAAAUGCCGUCUCAGACAAGUACUAUUGAGUAAGUUACUUAAACUCUCAGUGUUCUAGACCACACUGAGACUUAAAUUAUGGACAAGAUGUCAUUUAUAAUAUUAGAGGGAGUUCACUACAUGGAUGAAAUGACAGAUAUAUGACAUAAUAAUAGCAAACAUUUAUAUGGUGUUUUAAGAUUUUUUAAGUAAUUUAUAAAUAUCUCAUUUUUGAUCUGAGAAAAGGGUCCCCUUAAAAAAGAAAAAGCAGCCUUUACAUCUGACAAAGCAUUUUCCUGAACAACAGUCUUGGCAGAGCAAUGGGGUAGUGAUUAAUAUCCCCAUUUUACAGGUGAAAUAACUAAGGCCAGGAGAGGAAAAAUGCUUAUAUGGACAGUCAGUGCGGAGCUUGAUUAUCAGGAGGUGGGAGCUCUCACCCUUGGCCCAGAUAGUAGCUCAGACAUGUUUUUUGGUGUGGCACUUUGGAGAGCUUGCUGGUGGCAGAAUGGUGACUCUUGGUGAGCUCAGGGCAUAUUGGGUAAUUUUAACCUGCAAAGAACUGGGGGCCAGGGAGCUAGUCUCUUUUAUUCUAUCUGUGGGAACAUUUUUUCACACGUGAAAAAAAUUGGUCCCUUGUAAUUCAAUUCAGAAAACACAUUUUAUUCAGGAGCAUACUGUGCUCAAGGCCUUAUGUUGUUACUAAGCAACACAAACCUGAAUUCAGAUCCUACCUCAGAUGCUUAUGAGCUGUUUAACCCUAGACAAAUAACAUCUAAUUCAUAGGGCUUACUGUCAGCUUCAAAUGAGAUAAUAUUUGUAAAGUGUUUUGCAAAUCUGUAUUAAAAACUAUGACUAUAAUUAUUUCAUCUGCUGUGUCAUGAAAGAAAUAGCUCCUGAGCUGAUCAUCAAAGGAUAGAAAAAAAUUCAACAGAGGGAUAUGGGUAAGUCACUAUUAGACUGUAAGUUUCUCUAGAGUAAGCACUGUAUUUCUAUAACCAAUACAGUGUUUGACACAUAAUAACUAUUUUUAGUUUUCAUUCAUUUGUUCAUUUUGUUUAUUCAUUCGUUCUUUCAUUCAUUGCUUUAUUUUUUUAUGAGGAAGGAACAGAGAGAGGAAAAGAUUGGAUAACACCAGAGAAGGGAGUGUAGUCCAGUCUGGGUGGAUUAUAGGAAGGGAAGAAUUCUGGAUACUUGGCAAAAAUGCCCAAACAGGGCAUGCAGCAACAGCCGCCUGAGGGAGCUUCAAUCUGCUCCACAUAGUUUGGGAAGAUGGACGCUAACAGGCGCAGCUCCGCCAUGGUUCAGAAAUGGGCCAGGAGCGGGCCUGAAUGGGAGAUGAAUGGACAAGGCCCAGUCAGCCAGAGAUGCCACGAUAAUCCCUUUUGUGGGAGUUGGGUUUCCUUGUAUACCAAGCUGAAAUCGAUCUCAGCGUGACCAAGACUCUGAGCCAGCAGGCCCCUUCCGAGAGCCUCCAUUUUUCCUUCUCAUUUAGGGACUUCGUCACUUUGCACUAUAAAAAGCUCUCUCUGUUCUGGGAAGACCAAGACCCGGUGCAAAUGGGAAAAGGAACAGUAAGUCUGGUUUGCCAUGACAUCUUCCAAGGACAUCUCACUCCCCAGCAGCGUCCCCCUCUCAUUGGAUAGUGGGAGGUCAGAGAAUUGGAAGGAAGUUGCAGUUAGGAUUUGAACCUGAAUUUUCUGACUCCCCCGACUAUAUAAUUAAAUCUAAAAAUCUUUGAUUUUUAUUCUCUGACAAUUCCAAGCUUGGGAAGCGUUUGUUGGGCCAACCCUGCCAAGCCACCAGCAGAGGAUGCUGUAACUUCAUCCUAGGCUUUGGACCGCUGGGAUUCUGAAGGGAGCUCCGAGUACUGACCACAAUGGGGACUGGGAAUCUCUAAAAAAGUCCCCACUUCUGGACUUGGCAAAGGCCUUUGCUGGUGGGAUCUGGCCACCCAGGAGCCCAGGAUCAUAUGCAUGCUGUAUUUAUCAGCUACCUGGCCUUCCUCAGUAAAGGCAGAGAUCGCAAGUAUGAGAAGCAACAUCUUUGUGUGAUAUUCUCAUUAGCCUGGCAUGGUCCAGAGCUACGGAUGCCCUUCACUUUGGGCCCUGUCUGAUUAAGCCUGAGGCACUGAUUGCUUCUCAAGAGGUGAGGGGAAGUGAUCUACAAGAGACUAGCAAAGAGAAGCAGGUAUAUGUCAGGUUGAACAUACCUUCAUCCUCAACACCUCCUCAACUCCAUUUUUUAAACUUGUUAUUCAGUCACAUCUGACUCUUUGUAACCCCAUUUGGGGUUUUCUUGGCAAAAACUGAAGUGGGUUGCCAUUUCCUUCUCCAGCCAUUUAACACAUUAGGAAACAGGCAAACAGGUCACCAGCCAGUAAAUGUCUGAGGUCAGAUUUGAACUCAGAUGUUCCUGACUUCAGGCUCAAGCUAUGACUUUCUCUAUUUUCCAUUACCCCCCUCACACAGAUUGAGACAUCUAUAUCCUGCUCAAAUACUGUUGUCAGUUCAAUAGGCACUCUGGGAACAGGGGGAGAAAGUACUGAACUCUUUACCCUAUAAUAGUAGUUAGAGCAUGAUGACCCUCUUUUCUGAAAUGUGACUCCCCCCAAAAAAUGGGUUGAUAAGAAAACAAUCAAUGCCAACCUGUGUAGAUGCUAGCAAAACUGUGAUAUUCAAUACCAAGGCAGUAAGGAUUCUCUAGCCCAUCUAAGCCUAUCCCCUAAAUAAACCGUUCCCCCAUUGGGGGUUUCAGAAGGCAGGUCAAGGGAAGAAAGGGUGUUUUAAGCUCCUGGGAGUCAAGAUCUUUGAGGGUCUUUUGGCAGCCUCUCUGUAGCUUAUUAUAUGUAGGACCAAAUGGAAACCCUUUGAGUUGCCUGAAGGUGAAAGAUAUUCCUUCUCUAAUGAUAGAAAUGAUGGAAAUUGGAGUAUUUCAUUAUACCAACUCUCAUUACAACAAACCUAUGUGGCUCAGGAGGAAGAUAAAUGGCACCUUGUAGCUUUACAGAGGGUUAAACAUGGUUGUCAUAUUACUCCAACUGUUCCUGACCAUCUUUUCCCCAACAAUAUUGUACAUUAGGUAGCCAUGACCCAGAGUGAGUGGUAAGAGAUUGUGGACAUCAUUAAUACUUUUUUUCCCCUCUUUGCUCAUAGUUGAGACUAGUCACUUUUGCUUGGGAGAAAGCCAAAUAUAUUUUCAAUGUCUUUCCCCAUGGGUACUUGAACUCUUCACUCAUUCUGUUACAUCCUGGUGGGCAAAGAAAUGAAAGUGUCUUUCUUCCCUGGAGGAAACAGAUAUACAUCAAUCAUUAACUGAUAACAUAAUGUUGAUUGAGCUGAGUGAGAUCACAGUGAUCUGGAAGAUCUAAAUCUUGCUUCUCUGGGUCUCUUAGAUCUAGUACUCUUCAAAAAGUAGUUGUGAGUGCCAGACAUUGAAGCCUCUGGUCCAGACUUCCUCUAAAAGCCCGAUGGUUAUUGGACUAUAAGGACUUGACUCCUGGAAAACAUUGUUUUGUCUAAUUUAGCAGAGAUUGUAUCUGCUUCGAGAGAUAUAUGGAGCUGUAUUUUGGCAGCCACUGCUCCAGGAAGGGGUCACCCUAGGGAAUGGAGGAGCUGGCAAAUGCUCCCGGUGGGAUGAGCCUCAGGGUGAAUAGCUGGUGUGUGAGGUAGCCUGAAGGCACGGGGCAGAGUCCUGCAAGGUAGUUCUGGGGCUGGCUGAGGGGAGGGAACUGGUCUGGACAAUCAGAAACUCCUCUUUGGGUCAGUAUCAAUGGAGAAAUUUUACCAAUGCCUCCCUCUGCAUAUAAUUGUUUGUGGAGGAUCUUAGCAUCCAUGGGAAAGCUAGUGGGGCAGUGCAUAGAGUACUAGACCUGGAGUCAGGAAUAACUGAGUUCAAAUCUGGCCUCAGAUACUGUCUGACUAUGUCACUCUGAGCAAGUCACUUAACCUCUUUUUACCUCAGUUUCCUCAAGUGCAAAAUAACACCUAUCUUCCAGGGUUAUUGUGAGAAUUAAAUGAAAUAAUAUUUGUAAAGUGCUUAACUCAGUGCCUACUACAUAAUAGGUGUUUAAUAAAUGCUUCUUUCUUUCCUUCCUUUCAUCCUUCCUUCCUUUCUUCCUUCCUUCCUCUCUCCCUUGCUCCUUUCUUUCCUCCAUCCCUCCCUCCCUCCUUCCUUCUUCCUUCCUUCUUUUCUUCUAUCCAUCCUUCCUUUUUUCCUCUUUUUUCUUCCUUCCUUCCUUUCCUCCUUCCUUUCUUCCUCCCUUUCUUUCAUCAGAGACGUUAUAUACUCUCUGCUGAAUUAAACAUCAAGGUUGGAGUCAUUAGAGCUUGGAGAGAAUUCACUGGAAAUAGAGACCAUGGUGCCAUGUUGUGCUGGGUACAGGACCAUAUGAUCCUCCUAAGGAAAAGGCAGUUAUUCCUGCCCAGCUAGAUUCUUUGGGCCAAUAAGAAUAUUUACCUAACCUAAAUGGCCCUUAACCAUUCCCCAAUUGACAAAAUGACUCUCUUGCCCUCAUUAGUUGCCAUUAAUAAGGGCAAAUAGCAAGAAAUUUACCUUUAUUAAUCAACAGCUAUACCCUCUGUAUUCUGAUGGAAGUGGAUCUCUUCGAUAAAAAGAGCUAAUUCAGUUUCAAUUGAUCAAGGAUGGACAGAAGCAGCUACACCCAAAGAAAGAACACUGCAACAAGAGAACUGUUCAGUUCUGCACACAUAUAUUGUAUCUAGAAUAUACUGUAACCUAUUUAACAUGUAAAGGACUGCUUGCCAUCUGGGGGAGGGGGUGGAGGGAGGGAGGGGAAAAAUCGGAACAGAAGUGAGUGCAAAGGAUAAUGUUGUAAAAAAUUACCCUGGCAUGGGUUCUGUCAAUAAAAGGUUAUUAAAAAAAAACUGAAUGAAUGUCAAAUUUAGUUCUAUGCAGGUAACAGUUGUACAAUUUGGUUUUGAAUCACAAGUACAUUUUGCUUUGAUCACCAGAAAACUCCCAUUAAGAAGCUCUUUCUGGACUGGUCUCAAAAAAAUUUAGCUGGGAUUUGUGAACUUGAGUGAUUAUAUAAGCAUAUUAUUGAAAGUAUAGUUAUAUAGGUUAAUUGUUGGAAGACUAUCUGUUCAGUCACUAGGCAGAAAACCGUGGUCCACAAAUUUUCUUUUCAGGAGUUUCAUUGAUUAGAGGACUGACUUUUCUGGAAAAUAUUUUUAUUUUUUAUUCUAUUUAAUUCAAUAAAUAUUUCUUAAAUGAAAAAAAAAAAA